Phytophthora sojae is the source of this 1317-nucleotide messenger RNA. RefSeq lists its product as hypothetical. NCBI's taxonomy places the organism in Eukaryota, Oomycota, Peronosporomycetes, Peronosporales, Peronosporaceae. The record is from RefSeq and is a predicted model, not a curated record. Bases 37 to 1209 code for a protein of 390 amino acids. The transcript has a single exon.
CCCGCCUCGAGCCAACAAGUCCAGCAUCGCAUCGCAAUGGGCCAAGCCUCCUCCACCCCCGCAGCCUCCUCCACCUCCACGCCCGCCGCCUCCGAGCCCGCGCCCGAGAAUUCCGUCCUCGACGUGGAGCUGGAGAUCGUGGCCGCCAAGGACAUCGCCGCCGGCGACUACUUCAGCGCGAAGGCCGCGCUCAAGGGCCACGUCGCCUCCAGCGACGCCUACGCGCUCAUCGAGGUGGCCGGCCAGAAGGUGGCCUGGACGCGGCCCAUCUUCGAGACGCUCGAGCCUGUAUGGAACGAGAAGUUCUUCUUCCGCAACGUGCGACCCGACACGGUGUGCAAGCUCUACCUGCUGGACAAGGACUUCGAGGACGACGACGCGCUGGGCCAGACGCAGUUCACGGCGGCCAACACGGACGGCGCCGAGACGACGUUCGAGCUGCCCAUCACGCGCGUGGACAAGCCCGCCGGCACCAUCGUGGUCAAGGUAAAGUCGCACCCGACGCCCGAGAUCGGCGACGGCAAGCUGCAGCAGGUCGGCCCCGUGCACUACUCGGUGCACCCGAGCUUCAUCAACGGCCUCAUCACGGACACCACCACGGACGACGAGAAGCGCGAGUCCUUCGCCUACCACGUGCAGCUGCACGACAUCCCGGCCUUCCUGCCCACGGACAACGAGUGGAACCACAACCACAAGCCCGUGCAGAGGAUCUUCUCGCCCGACCACCCGGAGGCCCCCGUGCUGCGCAAGGCCGUGGCCACGGAGCACGCGGCCGUGUACAAGCACGACUCGGACACGACCUACGGCGAGUUCAAGGGGCCCGAGGACUUCUUCAACCUGCUGCACGGCGGCAAGCGCCUGGACAAGCCCGUGCUCUUCACGUACGCUAUCAUUGAGACGGGCUGGUACUUCUCCGAGACCGGCGCAGCCUUCUUCAAGGACAUUCUGUCCAAGCACAUGCUGCAUUCGGGCGCUCAGUUCAACGUCAAGUACGCCGGAGAGUUCCACAUUGAGAAGGACCCCUCGGGCAAGUUCACGCUUUUCAUUGACAACAACAGCGGCACGUACGCCCCGCCCAAGGAGGAGCUGCCGCAGCUCAAAGCGCUGCUCGAGACCAACUUCCCCGGAAUUUCGGUCGGGGCCCUGGAUCGCAGCAGCGAAGAGCUCAAGGAGAAGCGCAAGGAGAUCCUGAACGCCUGGGCGGCGUAGAGGAUUUCUCAAUGAGUACCAGUCCCUCGCCUUUCAAGAAGGUCAAUGCAUCGAAGUUCGAUGCAGUACUAUAAGUAAGCUUUUUAAAAAAAUACCACCUCCGAUCGG